CUUUGAUUGAACUUUUGAGAUUGAGUUAAGUUCUCCUCCUACAGCUUACCCCCUAAUGCGUCGAAAGCCAUAGCGUCGCGAAUACUUCAUCAAUCAACAUGAUUCAAAUUGGGAACGGUAGCUGAGAUUAAGAGCUACAACAUAUCCAAGUUUCGCGACAUUCCAACGGCUAGUUUUCUGUCGACGUCGUUUCUUGUGAAGACGACUUUUCUGUCCAGAAUUUCGGAUUUAUAUUUUUUGAGUAAUUCUAGCUCCUAAGUUCACCUAGACUCCGUCCUUAAUCCUAACAAGUGGUAUCAGAGCCAUAUUAAGGACAUUGAGAGGAGUCUACAGAAGUUUGAAGACCCUUCUAGACCCACCAUGGCCUGUGGGUGUGCCUAAGUGGUGUUCUAAAGGUUGGAUGUGUCUUCCGCUAAGGGGAAACUCUGCCGAAAUUUCGUGGACGCCGACACUUGUGAAAAUAUCGAGGGAGCUGAGUGUGGACAGCAAAGGGGAGCUGAAAUUCGUCAUUUCUCAAGGAGAAGAUGAAUGAGAGAGGAGGAGAUGCUAAUGGAAGAGGAGCUGUAGCUGAGAAGGCAAGUGAGCCGCCGCCAUCAAAAGUUGAAGCUUUGGAUGGCUCCAACUAUGAGGAAUGGAGCGGGCGGAUGAGGAGUGCCUUCAAACGCUACAAGCUACUGAAGAUUGCUGUUGGGGAAGAGAAGAUGCCGGAAGAAGGCGAAGCACGCGAACGGUGGAUUGAGAAAAGCGCGGUGCUUUUCGACCUCAUCCUUCAAUCGGUCAACAAGGAGAUGUUCGAGCACAUCAAGGAUCUUGUGGAAGCGGAUGAUUCGGGUCCAAGGGCGUGGAAACUACUACGUGAUGUGAUUCAGCCCAACACUCUCCCAAUGGUGAUCGUGCUCGAGAAGGAACUUGCUGCCAUCUCCAUGCGACCAGGGGAUGAUGUGAAGCCGGUCCUUGACAAGAUCAAGGACACUUAUGCAUGGAUGGCAGCAGCGGGCAGCAGUGUAUCUCAGCUGCAGCAGUGCACCAAGAUCAUCUCGGUGUUGGACAACUCUUGGGACAACCUCAUCCCCACCCUCAACUCUCAGCAAGAUCAAUGGACACCUGAGUGGCUAAGGCAGCAGAUUCUGCAGGAGGACUUCCGUAGACGCCAUGUGGGAGGCGGUGCUGCCACGAAGACUGCUGAGGGGUAUGGAGCUGCAGGGCGCGGCAAAGGAAGAGGGGGUUGGAGAGGCCGAGGCCGUGGGAGGAGCUUUGGCAGAGGUAGAGGCCGAGGUGACUAUAAUGAGGGGCAUGGGAGCUCCAGUGGCAGGGGGAGUACCAGAAUGGAGGGCACCUGCUGGUACUGCAAGAAGGUCGGGCAUCCUUGGUUCAAGUGCUUCAGCAGGCCGGAGGGAUGGGCACCUCCAGGCAUGAAGCCGCCCAGUGGUGAACGCGCACAAGGUGGCGCUGUGCAAGGCUCAGGUGCACAAGGUGAAGGUGCACAAGGUAAUGCCAAUCCUGGUUUGCUUCUUAUGGUUGAGGAUGUGCAUGGGCAUGAGGGUGAUGUGGGAUCUGUGGGAAAGGUUGUGAUGCACCCUCUCACGCACUGGGUGAUUGAUUCGGGUUGCACCAGUCACAUGACCCCACGGGCAGAUUUGCUUGAUGAGGUAAAACCCCCUGGGAAGAUCAAGUAUGUGGCAGCAGUGUCAGGUGCUUUGCUCCCUGUCAUUGGUGUUGGAAAUGCCAAGGUUAAGGGAGCUAAUGGGGAGCUUGUGGGGCUUGGGAAUGUUCUGCUGGUUGAAGGCUUGUCUGCUAACCUUCUCUCUGUGCGACGACUGCAGAAGAGCAAGGCCGAAGUGACCUUUGGACCAACCAGCUGCCAUGCUAAGCUUGGGAAGAAGGUGCUGUGGAGUCUGGAAGAGGAGACCAGCUGCAUCAAGGACCUGUGGCAGCUGCCCAUCAUCCCAUGGAAUGGGAAGACUCCAACAGCAGCAACGGCAGCAGCGGCAAAGGCAACUGCAGGAGGAGAUGCAACUGCACCAACUGAUGGGGUCUUGGAAGCAGUCAAGAAAGUGCAACAGCAGCAGACACAUGGUGAGGUGCUUGCUGGUGUGGAUGCGAGUGCGGCAUGGGCUAAGGCUUCAUCAAAGAGUGGAGAGGCUGAUUGGGAGACAUGGCAUGAGAGGCUGUGUCAUGUGAACUUCCCUAUGCUGCAGAAGUUGGUGAAGGAUGGGAGCCUGAAGGGCUUGGAGGUGAAAGGGGGAGUGAAGGAGAUUGGGAGCUGCCCUACAUGCUUGGAGACCAAGUUCUCCAAGUUCCCCUUCAACAGCACUACAGGACCAGCCAAGACCCCACUUGCACUUGUGCACAUGGAUGUGGUGGGGCCCACAAGAGCCCCUUCCCUCUCAGGCAGCCGCUAUUUCUUGACAAUUGUGGAUGACCACACUCGGGCAGUGUGGGUUUACCCUUUGAAGAGCAAGGGGGAGGUGGUAGCGGCUGUCCUUAAGGAGUGGAUGCCUAGAGCUCAGAGGGAAUGCGGACACAAGGUGAAGGUGAUCCGCAGUGACAAUGGUGGGGAGUUCAUUGGAGCUGAUUUUGAGGGGGAGUUGAAGAGGAAGGGGAUCCAGCAUCAACUGACAGUGCCCUACAACCCACAGCAGAAUGGCGUGGCUGAGAGGUUCAACAGGACCCUGCAGGAGGGGGCACGCACUCUCCUUGGGCGUGCAGGGCUGCCUGGUCCAUUUUGGGUGUCUGCACUGAGGCAGGUCGCCCUUGUGAAGAAUAGGGUGCUGGCUACAGUUGGGGAUAAGGAGUGGAUCCCAUAUGUUAAGUGGUAUGGGAGUGCUCCAGCUGUGAACAUGCUGAGGGAAUUUGGGUGCAUGGUGGUGUUUCAUGUGCCUAAGGAGAAAAGGGGGAAGUUGGAGGCUUCUGGAAGAUGGGGUGUGCACUUGGGGAUUGCAAAGGAUCACAAGGGUUGGCUGCUAUGGGACUUGACCACCCAGAAGCUGACAGUGUCAAGGGAUGUGAAGUUUCUGGAGUCCCUGUACUACAAGGAAUGGAAGCAGCAGCAACAGAAGCUUCCAUCUACACCGCUCAUUGUGGAGGCAGAUGAGGUGCAGCGGCCUUCAAGACAGGUGGAGGUUGCAGUGUCUGAGGAGGAGAUGUCUGGGGUGACUGAGGAAGGGGGAGCAGCUGAGGUGGAGCAGCAGCAGCAACAGCAUGAGUCUCCACCUCCAGUUCCACACCCGCCUGAGCGACCUAGGAGGGAUGUGCGCCCUCCGGUGAGGCUGACCUAUGGGGGAAGAGGCAAGCCGAAUGUGGUGCAGGCUGGGAGUGUGGUUGAGCAGAUUGAGGAAGAUGAGAUCGCUCACUGCUACUGGGCACCAAUCCCUGAGCCCAAGACUCGAGAGGAGGCUUUGAAUGGACCAAAUGGGGAGAAGUGGAAGGCGAGUGAGGAUGAGGAGUUCGGGUCCCUGAUUGAGAACGAGACAUGGGACCUGUGUGACUUGCCUCCUGGGAAGAAGGCAAUCACUUCCAAGAUGAUCUACAGGCACAAGUAUGGACCUGAAGGGGAGCUGACCCGCUACAAGUCUAGGCUUGUGGCACGGGGGUUUCAGCAGACAAAGGGGAAGGACUAUGAUGAGGUGUUUGCUCCUGUGGGGAAAGGAACAACACUGAGGGUGCUGUUGGCGAUAGCUGCACUCCUGGGAUGGAAGAUUCGGCAGAUGGAUAUUGUGACAGCCUUUCUGAAUGGGAUCAUUAUGGAGGAGGUGUACAUGAAGCAGCCAGAGGUGCUGGAUGACGGGAGCGGCAGGGUCUGCAGGCUGAAGAAGGCCAUCUAUGGCCUUAAGCAGGCGCCUCGUGCAUGGUAUCACAAGUUGGAGGAGGCGCUGUUGGCUGGGGGUUUCAAGAAGAGUGAGUGUGACCCCAGCCUGUUCCUGCUGCAGGAGAAGGAUGAAAUCCUCAUGCUCUUGGUCGCAGAGCAGAUGCUGGAGAUGCAGUUCAAGUGCUCCAAGAUGGGGUUUACUGUGGAGCCAUGUGCUGAUGAGGAGGUAGUGGGUGAGAGUGACAGGAAGCUGUUUCAUUCGAUGGUUGGGUCGCUGAAUUAUGCUGCAAAUCAUACACGGCCUGACAUUGCAUUUUCUGCAUCACGGUUGGCUAGUGUGGUCUCACGCCCUAGUCAUGAGCAGCUGGAAGCGGCCAAGAGGUUGGUCCGCUAUGUGAGUGCUACGGCAUCAGUGGGAUUGGAGUACAGUGGAGUGAGGCAGCGGUUGCAGAGAGGUGCUGCAGAUGGCAUGAAGCUUGCUGGGAUGAGUGUGCAUUGAGUAUGCAUGCUUGAGAUGUUGGUAUGGUGGAUGAUGGUUGGCAGCCAGAGGGGGAGAUUGUUGUGUGAUGUCAUCAUAUGCUAUCACAUUCUGUCUGCCUCCCAUCCCAUAUUUUUCAACUUGCAUGUGUGGUUUGAACGUGUGCAAGAAUUUGUGUGUGAUGUGUUCUGGAGUUUGGGAAUGUGUUUUGUGUUAUUUUGUUUGAGCAGGUAUUUGUGAUGAUAGAUCUUGAGAAGAUCUUUCCGACGCAACGAGAAUCCCUUCAAUCGGAGCAAGAACGCGAAAGCUAUGAAGAUUCAAAGUUCAUGAGCUUGCGUUACAAUUGCGGCGGUUACAAAGUGAAGUUGUGGGGUGACUUUAUAUGGAGUUGGGACCUUUGGGGUUGGGUAAACUUGUCACUCUACUGUAACAGCUGCAAAUAGGUUGGGAACAACCAAGCUAGGUUGGCAAGGGUGGCCAACUUGGAUGGAUUGGUUGGGAAGGGACAAAGGUCAAAGUUGAGGUUCCUAUAGGGAGGGAAUCUUUGUGCUUAUGGGGUUUCCUUGGUUGGGGACUCUCUUGGGACCUUUCCUCUCAUCCCUCUCUUCUAUCCCAACCUUUCUCUUGCUCCUCUAAUUCCUUGUGAGAUUCUUGAACUUUGAUUGAACUUUUGAGAUUGAGUUAAGUUCUCCUCCUACAGCUUACCCCCUAAUGCGUCGAAAGCCAUAGCGUCGCGAAUACUUCAUCAAUCAACAUGAUUCAAAUUGGGAACGGUAGCUGAGAUUAAGAGCUACAACAUAUCCAAGUUUCGCGACAUUCCAACGGCUAGUUUUCUGUCGACGUCGUUUCUUGUGAAGACGACUUUUCUGUCCAGAAUUUCGGAUUUAUAUUUUUUGAGUAAUUCUAGCUCCUAAGUUCACCUAGACUC
Closterium sp. NIES-67 is the source of this 5214-nucleotide messenger RNA. The record is from the annotation of a GenBank genome assembly. NCBI's taxonomy places the organism in Eukaryota, Viridiplantae, Streptophyta, Zygnematophyceae, Desmidiales, Closteriaceae.